UGAUGGCGCUGGCGGCGCUGGCAUCGCAGCCCGGGGUGGCUGGUGGCGCCGAGACCGUCGGGAACGCCAGCGUGGGUCUUAUUGAAUUUUCUGUGGGGAAAUUUAGAUACUUCAAGCUCAACAGACCCUUUCCAGAGGAAGCUAUUUUGCGUAAUAUUUCCAGCAAUGCGACUUUUCUUAUUUUCCAAAUACACUCACAGUAUCAGAAUACAACCAUUUCUUUUUCUAAGACUCUCCUUCCCAGUACCUCGGGAACAGGCACUGACAAAGGACUGGUUUUCAUUCUUAGACCAGAGCAGAGUAUGUGCUUUUGGUAUUUGGAGACUUCAGAUGCUGAGCCUGUCCAAAAUAUGGCCAUUCCACUCUCCUACUCAGAAAGAGAUCCUAUUCCUGGAGGCUGUAAUUUGGAAUUUGAUUUAGAUAUUGACCCCAACAUUUACUUGGAGUAUGAUUUCUUUGAAACAACUAUCAAAUUUGCCCCAGCAAACCUAGGCUAUGCAAGAGGCACAGAUUCUCCGCCAUGUGACACGAGGACGGGGCAGGAUUCUAGGUGGAGGUUGCAGUAUGACGUCUAUCAGUAUUUUCUGCCUGAGAAUGACCUCACUGAAGAGGGGUUGCUGAAGCAUCUGCAGAGCAUGGCCGAAGUGCCUCAGGUGAUGGCCAAUGCUAUUAAGGUGGUUACUCUAACAGCUAAUGAUAAGACAAGUGUUUCCUUCUCCUCCCUCCGGGGACAAGGUGUCAUUUAUAAUGUAAUUGUUUGGGAUCCAGUUCUCAAUACAUCUGCUGCUUAUGUUCCUGCUCACACAUAUGCUUGCAGCUUUGACGCAAUGGAGGGUAAUUGUUCUUCUCUUGGAAGAGUAUCGACCAAAGUGUUUUUCACUCUUUUUGCCCUGCUUGGUCUCUUCAUUUGUUUCUUUGGGCACAGAUUCUGGAAAACAGGCUUUAUCUUCAUGGGAUUCUUCUUUUAUAUACUGAUUACCAGACUGACACCUAUUAAGUAUGACGUUCGUUUGGUUCUGACAGCCAUCGCUGGAAGUCUUGGUGGGAUUUUCUUGGUAGCUGCUUGGUGGCGAUUUGGCAUCCUCACGCUCUGCAUGCUGUGUGUUGGACUAGUGCUGGGCUUCUUCGUCUCUUCAGUGACUUUUUUCACUCCGUUGGGAAACCUAACAAUAUUUAGUAAUGAUGCUGUGUUCUGGGUGACCUUCUCUUGUAUAGUUGUUCUCAUUCCAGUAAUUUUCAUGGGCUGCCAAAGAAUACUGAACAUCCUGACUUGUGGAUUCAUUGGCUCCUAUUCGGUGGUCUUGGCCAUUGACAGUUACAUGUAUACAAGUCUUUCUUACAUCGCUUUGAAUGUACUCAAGAGAGCACUGAGCCCUCAUUUCCGCAGAGCUUUCACAAAUGUGCCUUUUCAAACUAAUGGUAAGACCCUAAAUCCAAGAAUCAGAGCGAUAGUUAGGAAUAUUGGCUCACCUGUGCUAACAGAAGCACUUGGUAAUAGAAUGAAAGAUGAGCCGGAGGAAAGUUAA
Molecule: messenger RNA, 1526 nt
Organism: Myotis davidii
Lineage: Eukaryota; Metazoa; Chordata; Mammalia; Chiroptera; Vespertilionidae
Gene: TM7SF3
Product: transmembrane 7 superfamily member 3
Exons: 11
Coding region: 3-1526 (507 amino acids)
Source: RefSeq, a predicted model, not a curated record